Sardina pilchardus (European sardine) is the source of this 836-nucleotide messenger RNA. RefSeq lists its product as uncharacterized. The record is from RefSeq and is a predicted model, not a curated record. NCBI's taxonomy places the organism in Eukaryota, Metazoa, Chordata, Actinopteri, Clupeiformes, Clupeidae. The transcript is spliced from 7 exons. Bases 186 to 836 code for a protein of 216 amino acids.
UUGCCGCAUGAAGACGGAAGAGAGAGACCUGAGAAAGGAGUGUCAGCUCAGUGCUGGUCUAUUCUUGUUUGCUGUAGUUUUAUAGAGGUUUUGGGGAUUAUUGAUAAUUCUCCAUGGCUCUUACUAAGGAGUGAGACAGAGUUACUAAGAAGCUGCAUGUGGAUCUACCGUUAACAGACACAAAGAUGACCCAGAACAUGUUUCAGGAAGGCCUCUAUCAGGUGUUCUUUAAGGAACAGCCACGCCCCAAGCCCCGCACCCGCCCCCUGCUGACAAGCUCCAAUCAGACUGAGGUGAAGGAGAUACGAUUGGCCCGCUGGUUUGGAGCCAUAGUUAAUGUCCGCCUCCUCAUAUCUGGGGUGGUGAUGCUGCUCGGCGCUGUGGCCUGCAUCCUCUCCACCGUCUCCCUCUCCUGCCUCAGUUUCAACUGCUCCAUCUCCACCACCACGCCGCUGGCGGCCAGCUUGUUUUACAUUUUCUGCGGUCUUCUUACUAUUGAAAUGCAGCGGAAACCAACCAAAAUAAAAGCGAUGAUUCUGAUGGGCCUCACUGUUCUCUGCCUCCUACUGGGACUGGUGGCUCUUCUCACCUUCACACUCAAACACACCGAAUCAGCCACCAUCCAGCAGCCUGCUGCUGGCUUGUAUGUGCUGAAGGGCAGCUCCAUCCUCUUCCUGCUCCUGUGUCUGUUAGCCUCGCUGUACACACUCUUCCUGACAUGGAGGGGUCUGCAGCGCUACAGCGCCUCCUACAGACAGGACUACACCAGUGUACUACAGCAGGACCCCGAUGACACUACGGGCCCACUCUUGGACAGAGAUGAAUUCAGUCUGUAG